CGGCGGCGGGACACGCCGCGCAGCCCCGGCGGGUCCGGGCGCUGCAGCCGCCGUGUCCCGCACGAGGCACAACGGAUGCCCACCCAGGACAAUGCGUGACAGGGGAGAAGGCUCGUUUUAAGAGAGAGGAUGAAUGGAAGGAAAAAAGGCACGUGAGAAGGAUGGCAAGCCACGCUCCACAAUGACCUCACGCACCAUGUUUUACGGCUCCUCCUCCUCCACCAUGGCCCCACCAUCCAAGAACCGUCUGAAGCGCCAGAGCCGGAUUUUCUCCCAAGUCUUGUACCGGACCCUGAGCUACAAGGACCGGAGCUCAGCAUCUUCCUCCCCAGCACCCAAUGAGGACGACCCAGCCGAGCUCUCCACCCAGCUCUCUGUCCCCGGCAUCCUGAAGAUCUUUGGGGGCAACAUCUGCGCGGGCACCAACUACAAGAGCGUGCUGGUGACGGGCAGCUCGGGCGCACGGGAGCUGGUGAAGGAAGCGCUGGAGCGCUAUGGGCUGAGCCAGCUCAGCGCCGGGCAGUACGCCCUGUGCGAUGUGAUCGGCAGGUUCGAGGGCCCCGACAAGCAGUGGCAGACGGAAGGGCUGAGGGUGCUCGGUGACCACGAGAAGCCGCUGCUCAUCCAGGACCUGUGGAAGCCCAGGGAGGGCUUCUCGAGGCGGCUGGAGCUGCGCAAGAGGGCAGAAGUGGAGGAGAUGGCAGCCAGGGAUGUGGACACCACCACUGCAGGCAUCAACGCCCAGGCGCGGAAGCUGCAGCGGCACCGGGCGCGGGGGGCCCGGCGGGCACCGGCUGGGGCUGAGCGGCUCGGCCCCCCCCCGGCCCUGCGGCGCAGCCUCAGCGAGACCAGCCUGGGCAUCCCGGCCCGGAGGGUCGGUACCGGGGCCGGUCCCGGGGAGCGGGUCCAGCGGCACUGCUCCACCCUGCCCGGGAGCCCGGCGGCGGCGCGGAGCGGCGGCAGCAGCAGCAGCAGCAGCAGCAGCAUGCGGUACUCCCUCUACCAGUCCCCGCACCUCCUGCUCCUGCAGGGCUACAGCCAGCAGCAUGACAGCCUGGUUUACCUGCUGAACCGCGAGCAGCACACGGUGGGCCAGAGGACGCAGGCGAGCAAGCCCAGCAUCAGCCUGUCAGCCCCCGACAUCCUGCCCCUGCACUGCACCAUCAGGAAGCUCCGACCUUCCCGGCAUUGCUCGGAGGAGAAGCUGGUGCUGGAGCCCAUCGCCGGUGCCGGCAUCUCCAUCAACUUCACCGAGGUGGCCCGGACGGUCGUGCUGCAGCACGGGGACCUCCUCUCCCUCGGUCUCUACUACCUGCUCCUCUAUAAGGACCCCAUGAAGGCGCAGCCGCUGCCAGCACAGACCCUGCUGAGGCUGCGAGCCCUGCACCCCGCUGUCUCCGAGGGUCGCCCUGUCUGCAGGGCAUGCGGCAGCCUGCUGAGGGACCCCGCCACCAAAAAGAGGGGUCCCUCGCCUGCCGCCGGCCCCAGGGCACCCCGCAGGAAGCUGCUGCUGGAGUUCGAGCCGGCGGCUGAGGACGUGCUGCUGCGACGCAUCAUGACCCUGAUCGAGCCCGGUGGGGACGACCACAAGCUGACACCCGCCUUCCUGCUCUGCCUCUGCAUCCAGCACUCGGCCACCAGCUUCGAGCCGGGAGACUUCGGGCAGCUGCUGCUCAAAGUGGCCAAAAUGAUCCAGAGGACGGUGUGGGAGCGGACACGGGAGCUGGCCGAAAAGCAGUCCCAGCACCAGGACCCUGCCACCCUGUCCCACUUCUCCGUCACGGACCUUCUCCCAGACCUGCAGCACAUCCUCUUCUGGAUGGCCAACGCUAUUGAGAUCCUUUACUUCAUCCAGCAGAAAUCACCCACCUAUAUCCAGAGCAUGGAGGAGGAGCUGGACAUCAGAGGCUCCAAGGAGUCUCUUUUCUCCUCGACCAUCACAGCCAGCGAGGAGGCGAUGACGGUGCUGGAGGAGGUGAUCAUGUACACCUUCCAGCAGUGUGUCUACUACAUCUCCAAGUGUCUGUACGUGUCUCUCCCUGCGCUGCUGGAGUGCAACCCCUUCCAGAAUGAGUGCAGGGAGAGCUGGCGUGCGAACCCAUCGCUGCCCGAGGAGCUCCGCAGGGUUGUACUCAUCUACCAGGCAGCGCUGGACCUGCUGCGCCAGUACGAAGUGCACCCCGAGAUCACCUCCCAGAUGUUCGCCUACCUCUUCUUCUUCUCCAACACCCUGCUCUUCAACCAGCUCCUGGAUAAGGGCUCCUCUCUUGGCUGCUUCCACUGGUCACAGGGGGUGAAGCUUCGUGCCAGCGUGCGGCUGCUCCUCGACUGGUUGCGUGGCGCUGGCUUCGAGCAGCUCGCCCAGCAGUUCUUUGCCAAACUUGCCAACGUGGCCAACCUGCUGGCCAUGCCCGGCUCCCAGCUGGUGCAGAUGACCUGGGCAUCCCUGCGAGCCGAGUUCCCUGCGCUGAGCCCCGCGCAGCUCCACCGGGUGCUGAGCCAGUGCGAGGCGGUGAUGGAUGUGGGCUGCAUCGCAGCGUGGCAGCCCAGCGAGGAGGAGAGCCCGGCCACCUUCCAGCCCGAUGAGAUGUUGGAGUCCUUUGACAACCACCCUCCCAUCAUCCUGCCUAGCGCGGGCUUCAAAGUGGACCUGGAGGUGGAGACGUUGGAUGACAACAUCUACAGGCACCUCCUUUACAUCCGCCACUUCCUCUGGAGCCUGCAGAGCAAGAGUCCCAGCACCAGCGACCGGCCGGGCUCAGCACCCCCAAAGGAAGAGGCAUGCACGACAGCAGAUGUCCUGGAGGUGAGCAGGAGCCCUGCUGCUGCCUUGGGGAGCACCAUCACCCAGGAGGACCAUUGCACCGAGCCAGAGGGGAGCCCCUUGCUCUGCCUGGCCACCAAUGGCUGCCCCUGUGAGCACCCCGACAGUGAGCCCCAGCUCCAGGAGAGGCUCCAGCAGCUGCAGCUGGGCAGGGGCCUGCCCCCCAAGGCUGGACCAGCACCCACAGACCCCUCCUGCCUCCUGACACCCCCCACCACCCCAUUGAACUUCGACUCCCUCAGCCCAGAGUCCCCGCAGGGCACCGGCAAGGGGCUGCAGGACCCUCGGAGGAACGGGAUGAAUGGCACCAAAAGCAGCACUCCUGAAGGAUGCUCACCGACCCCCUAUGACUACCCCACACCAGAGUCUUCCAGCCGCAGCUCUGCCACCGAUGAUUUCUGCUACGUCUUCGUGGUGGAGCUGGAGAGAGGACCCAUCGGGCUGGGGAUGGGGCUGAUUGAUGGCUUGCACACUCCUCUCUGCUCCCCUGGGAUCUACAUCCGCACGCUGAUCGAGGACAGCCCUGCGGCUGCGGAUGGCAGGCUCUCCAUUGGGGACCGCAUCCUGGCUGUCAAUGGCACCAGUCUCAUCGGGGCAGACUACCAAAGUGCCGUGGACCUCAUCCGCUCCGGAGGGAAGAAGCUGCGGUUCCUGGUUGCCAAGUCGGACAUGGAAAUAGCCAAAAAAAUCAGUUCCAGCUCAUCUUCCUCCUAGUCCCUGUGGCACGAGGGUCCUUCUGCAGCAGCUUGUGGGUGCAGCUCUGGUUCAGGCUGACCCUGGGGAGCCUGGAGUGCAAAAGGGAGGACCGGGACUCCACAACCGCCCUUGAUUUGCUUAUCGACACCUCACCCCUGCACUGCAGCGGAUGAAAGGACAAGCAAGGGAGGUGCACGCUGCUCCCAGUGCACUUACUGGGAGCAUUAUUCCUGAUCUCUUGCCCAGCUUCACCUUGUACUAUGUAUCAACCUUCUCAGGAGCUUGCCUGGUCCUUUGUCCCCUCUGGCAGGGGGCAGGAAGGGGAUGCUCCCUUCACAGCUCCUCCAUUCCUCUAGGCUGGCAGCCCUGCGUGAUUUCUCCAUGCUGGCAGGUGGAAGGCUUGAAACACCUUUGGGAUUUAAAGGUUGGCAUGUGGGGCAGGCCUGGGUUUUGCCUGUGGCAGUGACCACUGGAGGUGCUGGCAUAGCAGGCUGGAAAAGGGUGCCCAGCUUUGAGAAUGGUAAAGCAGCAUAAGCAUCCAGAAGCAGGAUUCGAAGUGGGAUGCAUUGCUAGAAGAUCAAGUUCCCUGGUGCCAUGUCCUAUGUCAGGUGCCUUUCUGCUGCUUGGCUAUAACCACACUGCCCCCAGGCCUGCUUUGGGAUGGGAAGCAGCUACAGCAAAGGGCUGACACCACCAGCAGUUCCCUGUGAGCCCUGGGGAGAGCCCCUGAAGAAGAUGCUCUUGCCCUUGCUCAUGCAGCAGAUGUACUGCCUGGCUCUGGCACCAUGAUCCUGGCAGAAGGAGCCUAGGACUAACCCAGCAGAGACUUUGCCCACACAGAAGCUGUUGCCCUGUCCAAGGCCACCAGGAACCUGAGUGAGCCCAGCAGCAUCCUGACACUAGUCCAGGCGGACAAAUGACGUCUUGACACCAUGUCCUGGUGUCCCUCCAGCUUUGCAAGGCCAUUGUAAGGCCACCCUGUUUCCUGCCCAGCUCAGAGCAUCUCAGAAGUGCGUGCUGAUGGGUGCUGAUGGGCAGCAGGAGCUCCCCUUUGGAAGGUCAGUCUUGAACAUCCCAAAGGAGCUGGUAGUUGCUCCAGCAGUGGUGUCAGCAGAGCCGAGGUGGCAGCUCCACCGUGUGGCUGCCUCUUGCCUGCCAAGUCCUCUCUGUGUUUUUAACACCAUUCACAGGAUAAACCUGACCUCAUUUCCACAUAUAGACUGAUACCGAGACCUAGUUUAGCCAAACCCUAUUAGAACAGCCUGCCACAGAGCCCUGCAUCACACUCUGCACUUAAACCAGCACGGUUUAGCUCUGGAAGCAAACCAGAUAUUCACACAGCAUCUCACAACAACAGUGCUCUGAGGACUGUGAUGCUAAAAAAGGGAUGUUCAACAGGGUUGGCCUUAAUUAAACCUCACUGCUGUAGUUUUGGUUUCUGGGCUUAGUCUUGCACUUUGCAGGAGGGAUGUCAAAAUAAUCUACACAGGAGAAGUACUCCAGUACUGGAUUUCUACCCAGCCUGGCCUGCCUUUUCCAGGGCACAACGGACUAAGCACUUUCACUGAGACACUAGUGCCUUGCUUUGCUGCUAGGCCGUGCUCAUGCCAACCAGCCUGGGGUGCUGCCCCAGCAGGGACUGGGAGCAAUGCAUCUCUCCCGCCACUGACUUGGCUGUACCAGGCAGGCAGGCAGGCAAAGGCUCAGGGCCUCACAGUGCUCAUGGUGAUUCACUCCAGUGUAUCAUGCAAGUAUGUCGGCCACUCAUCCUCCAAGGAGCUCAGCAGGUUUGCAGGGCAAGAAAUAGGCUGCCAGGGCCCUUGGGCAAGCUGCAUGCACUCCUCACUCCCCUCUGCCCCGGAGCCAGGGCUUUGGGGGAGGCUCAGUUUGCACUAGACAGUACUAGGGCUGCACCCUGGCAAGUUCCAGUGGUACCAAUGCAACCCUCUGCUCCCCACCAAGCCUGACUCCAGGCAUCCCUGGAGGUGGGAAUCAGCCCCAGAGCUGCGUGUUGCUCACAGUGCAGUCAGGCAUUGAAACAGACUGUAAAUAAACCCUGCUAAUAUACUAGCGUGCAUGAGGGCUUGCUUCUCCUGGGAGGAGCAGUGGGAUGCAUUUACUUCCCCUAUUUGUUAAUACUGUACAGCUCAAAUGUGUAUAAACUUCUGGUGAAGAUACAGAACACAGCAUGGCGCCUGUUUGACACGGGGGUGAUGUAUGCUAAGAAAUGCUCUUGGUGUCAACAAUAAACUGGAUCAAUAAAUCUCUCUAAGCUCUGG
Molecule: messenger RNA, 5799 nt
Organism: Pezoporus flaviventris
Lineage: Eukaryota; Metazoa; Chordata; Aves; Psittaciformes; Psittacidae
Gene: RADIL
Product: Rap associating with DIL domain
Exons: 16
Coding region: 134-3538 (1134 amino acids)
Biological process (GO): signal transduction; substrate adhesion-dependent cell spreading; neural crest cell migration
Cellular component (GO): microtubule
Molecular function (GO): GTPase binding
Source: RefSeq, a predicted model, not a curated record